Molecule: messenger RNA, 1026 nt
Organism: Peniophora sp. CBMAI 1063
Lineage: Eukaryota; Fungi; Basidiomycota; Agaricomycetes; Russulales; Peniophoraceae
Source: the annotation of a GenBank genome assembly
AUGUCUAUCGGAUUCAAGAACACGCGUAACGUCAACAGCAGCAGCUCGUCUGCAAGCUCCUCGACAUCGAAGUCGACCUCCAACCUCUGGAAGGUUAGGACGCCCUCUAGCCUCGCCGCAACCCAAUCACGCAAGGACCAGCACCAAGCAGUUCAAGACGCGCUCCUCGCCAAGCAGCGCGCCACUGCGGCUGCGGCGCGCCUCAGGAAGGCGCAGGCCCAACCACACCCUGGCAAGGUCAUCGCGGUUCGGGUACCCAAACCUCAGCCUGUGCUCGCGAAGAAGCAGCUUCUGAAGCCUUCUUUGGCGCCACUCAAGACGAAAGGCAAAUCAAAGCACGAUCCGCGUGCGCAAGACGCUGCGCGUCAGGCGACGCUCAAGCUUAAGCAACAAGUCAAGGCCACGCACACUGGAUCGAACAGUCCCGUGCGGUCGGUGAUUCGGUUGGACGCGCUGGGAAACCAGCGCAUCGUGCUCAUCAUGCAGAGGGCUGUGGUUCAGGAAGCGCUCCAGAAAUCGCCGCGCCUGGUCACGGCCGAGCUCCGCACGUCUCCGGAUGGGCUCAAGACAAAUGUUCUCCGGUUCAACAAGACCUUCUACGGCAACGCUCUUGUUAAUGGUGUCGCUGAUCAGCUCAACGGGAUCGACCUAUCUGGCGUCAGCACCGAAGAGCGUUUGGAAGACUGUACGUCCGGGUUCUUGGGCCUCGACCUCAGCGCCCCCUCUUCAUCGUCGAAGUACGCCGACGAUACCCCGCUUGAGCCCAUCUAUCUCGACGAGGACAAUAAACCUGUGGCGUUAUUCGCCGACGAUGACGAGCCCGCCUCUCCACACGGCGAGAACGAUUCCCUCGCGUGGAACUCGGCCUUCAACACGCGCCUACCCACGCAACAACAUGCUCUACCGCCCGCGCCUGCUAAGUUCAGCACGGCUGUGCGCUCCGGUCGCGUGUCUGAAUGGCAUCGUGGCGCCGAGCGCUUCACGCCGUACGCGUCCUCGCGUCCUCGCCGCAUCGCGGUCGCAUGA